GGCGGAGAGCCUGUCUGCGAGGCUAGCUAACCUCGCCGCCUGACGCCGACAACGACAACCGGAACACAAAGUCAUUUAUGACGUGGUCUGUUAGGUUAGGAUCUCCUAGGUUUGCGGAAGCAAAAUCAUAAUAAUGUUCGAAAUUUCGGAUGUUCAGAAAAUUGGUGUGGGCUUGGCAGCGUUUGGAGUUUUCUUUUUAUUUCUGGGCGUGAUACUUAUAUUCGAUAAAGGCCUGCUGGCCAUAGGAAAUAUUUUAUUUAUUUGUGGUUUAGCAUGUGUGAUUGGCUUGGAAAGAACAUUCCGUUUCUUCUUUCAAAGACAUAAAGCCAGAGCAUCUCUUGCUUUCUUCGGCGGCAUUGGUGUUGUCCUUUUGGGAUGGCCACUCAUUGGAAUGUGUUUGGAGACCUACGGUUUUGUUCUCCUUUUCAGUGGAUUCUUCCCAGUGGCUAUAAACUUCUUGAGACGAGUACCGGUGCUGGGAACUUUCCUGAACCUUCCAGGAGUUUCUGGGGUAGUGGAUAGACUGGCUGGUGAUAGCAACAGAACAACUGUCUAAAUUAUUCGAGAAAAGAACUGGUUUAAUUUAGUUUUUAAAAUGUCAUUAUUUUGAAAGAAAGGCUGAAGUUACACCCUGUUUGUUUUUAGUCAUUGAAGGUUUAUAGAAAUGCUUUCCAUUUCUUUUGAAUUCAAACCCUGAGAACUAUGCUCUCUCUGGUAACAUUUUCUUAGGAGAAGAGGUUUAUAGAUACAACAUCUCAUGAAAACUUGAAAGUGUUGCCACGUAUAGAAUACCAUGCAAUCAAAUUACCAACGCCUCAUAGUUCUAAGUCAAGAGGUUUCCCAUUUCUCUAGAGAUCUCAAUGCUAAUUUCAUUUGCAGUUUGUGUGCCAGUGUCCAGGAAGAUUUUUCUCAUCUGCAUUCCCUUAUCCUAUUUUCCUAUGUGUCAUUUCAUGCUUUUACUCUGCUAUUUUGCCCUCGUUUUUAAAACUUUUAAAAUCUGGUUUUUUUUUUUAAUAUUAUGGUUUGACUGCCUUGCAUCUACAUCCUGUAAAACCAUAUGUGUGCCCAAUAAUUGUUAAACAUCAAGAUAUCUGAUUUGUUUGAUUUGAGGCUUCAUUCAAAUUCUUUAUUUUCUUUGCUUUCAUCAAUGCCAUACAAAUAUCAAUGAAUUGAAUUGUCGUCAGUAUCAUGAUGAUGGCAUUUUGAUAUUCUUCACAUCAUUGUGUCCUUUUUCCCCCACAUGUGUGUUCCAUUCAUGAUUUGGAAUAAAUCAGAUUUUGCCAUCUAUGCUAAUUGCUCAUGAAAGUACCUUGAGUAGACCUUAAUGAAUUUAAAGAAACCAAAGUGUGCACAUUUUGUCAUUAAAACUGUACCUAUUGUAAAUAAAUAUAUUAUUUCAACCUGUC
Messenger RNA from Thrips palmi, 1406 nucleotides. Its product is annotated as vesicle transport protein GOT1B. NCBI's taxonomy places the organism in Eukaryota, Metazoa, Arthropoda, Insecta, Thysanoptera, Thripidae. The transcript has 5 exons. Bases 134 to 556 code for a protein of 140 amino acids. Gene Ontology annotation, cellular component: endoplasmic reticulum; membrane. The record is from RefSeq and is a predicted model, not a curated record. Gene Ontology annotation, biological process: retrograde transport, endosome to Golgi; endoplasmic reticulum to Golgi vesicle-mediated transport.